AAAGAGAAAAUAAAAAAGAUAAUUCAUUUGAAUCUUGGCACUGCUAGAAAGAAUAAAAAAUUUCUCAAGAUUUUUCCCCAUAAAUAUUUUGGGAUGAAACUAAAACUACCGCUAUGAAUCUUUCAACUUCAGCUUCCCUUUCAUCCACGUCAUCGUCAUCGUCAUCGUCUUCUUGGCUCUCCGGCAUUGUCCGAGGCCGUUCCGGCAGUCUCAAGAUGGCUAAUAAUUCUUCCGCCCCGGCGGCCGCAGGCGGAGACGGUGGUGGACCAAUUAACAAGAAAAAUCAGCUGGUGGGUGUCAUGUUCAAGUACGGUCCUAAGUCUAUUCAGGUUGCAUUCAAAACAGGUGAUUAUAAACAGCAAGUGAUUUUUAUUGGGGGACUGACAGAUGGAUUUUUGGCUACCCAGUACAUGGAGCCUUUGGCAAGUGCCUUGGAGAAGGAGAAGUGGUCACUAGUUCAGUUCCUGAUGUCAUCCUCAUAUAGCGGUUAUGGCACAUCAAGUCUGAAGCAAGAUGCUAUGGAGCUGGAUCAAUUGAUAAAUUACUUAAUAAACAAGGAAGACUCUGAGGGUGUUGUACUGCUUGGACAUAGUACAGGCUGUCAGGACAUUGUGCAUUACAUGCGGACAAAUACUGCAUGCUCCAGAGCAGUCCGUGCUGCCAUUUUGCAGGCACCAGUUAGUGAUCGGGAGUACAAUGCUACGCUCCCCGAAACUGCUUCAAUGAUUGAUUUGGCUUCAAAAAUGAUAAGUGAAGGCCGAGGGUCAGAGCUAAUGCCCAGGGAAGCAAAUCCAGAUGUCCCUAUGACCACCUAUAGAUAUCAUUCGCUUUGUGCAUAUAAUGGUGAUGAUGACUUGUUUAGUUCCGACUUAAGUGAGGACCAGCUGAGGCAGAGACUUGGACACAUGUCCCACACACCUUGUCAGAUCAUAUUUUCCAUGGCUGAUGAAUAUGUACCAGAGUAUGUUGACAAGAAAGCGCUUGUUGAGAGAUUAUGCAGAGCAAUGGGUGGUGCAGAAAAGGUUGAAAUUGAAUGGGGAAACCAUGCCCUGUCCAACCGAGUUCAGGAAGCUGUCCAGGCAAUAAUAAACUUUGUCAAAAGAGAGGGACCCAAGGGAUGGGAUGACCCAUGGAGUUAAAUAUCAAAUUUUUUUUCCUUUUUUUUUUUUGAAUUGCUAUGUCAUUGAAUUCAGGCAAUGGUGGUCCUCCUUCUUUAAUUUGUUUGAUUUUUUUAUAGGUACGGAACGGCAUCUAUAGCAAAGCUAGUACAUUAGUAUAGUUUCUUUUCUUCUGGAAGAAUUUAUAGUUUCAAUGGAAAGUUCAAAGACUUGUAUUUCUGACAUAAUUGUGGCAGGAAUGAAGUGAAGGAUUAUCUGUUGUUCCGCA
Coffea eugenioides is the source of this 1386-nucleotide messenger RNA. RefSeq names its product UPF0613 protein PB24D3.06c. Bases 114 to 1139 code for a protein of 341 amino acids. NCBI's taxonomy places the organism in Eukaryota, Viridiplantae, Streptophyta, Magnoliopsida, Gentianales, Rubiaceae. The transcript has 9 exons. The record is from RefSeq and is a predicted model, not a curated record.